AUUGUUGAUAUCCUACAAUUUAUAUAUUUAGUUAAAUUUGGUUGCUCCAAGCGCGAACACAUAAGAUAAUAGUACUGUGAUAAGAGAUUUUGUUGCAUCUGUGACUACUUGUAUUUACAUAUUAUUUACGAGAAUUUUGGUUUACAUAUCAACUGCAAACCGAACUUUACUUGCCAGCCAACUUGAAAAUGUUAUCAAUUCGAAGUGCACGCAAUGCCGGAGUCGUACGAGUAAUAGCGUCAAGGUGCAUUAACGUACGCAAACAACAACAUCAAGUACCACGAAUGCAAGUUGCGUUACAAUCGACUGUUGUCAAUGUCAAGACUCACAAUAUAGACAGCAAAUCAUUUGUGGAUUCUUUGGAUGCUGAAUGGCAACAGGCGCUACCCUACAAAACCAUACCAGGCCUCACCAAAUACCAAAUGGUGCGUGGCUUUAUGAAAGGCGGCGACUUUGUUGAUAUGUCGCUGAAUGAUUUGCUCCUAAAAUGUCGCGAACGUUUCGGUGACAUUUUUCGCAUGGCUGGCGUUUUUGGACAGCCAACCACAGUAGUACUUUUUAAUUUAACCGAUUUUCAAAAAAUAUUUCGCACUGAGGGUGUUUGGCCUAUACGACCCGGCGGCGAAGUGGUGGAACAUUAUCGUCUUGAGCGAAAGGACGGAUUUUUUAGUACAAUGCUUGGCCUAACCGGACACGGCGAAGAAUGGGGCAAAUUCCGACAUGCUGUGAAUCCCGUUUUAAUGCAACCGAAAAAUGCUAAGCUCUACUUGAAACCCAUGCAAAAGGUUAGCUUGGAAUUUAUACAGAGAAUUCGUGACAUACGUGAUCCGCAAACCCUAGAGGUGCCAGACAACUUUGUGAAGGACAUCAAUCGACUCGCCUUCGAGUCAGUCGCAGUGGUGGCUCUGGAUCAUGAAUUUGGUUUGAUUCGCAAGAAUCCCGACUCAAAAGAAGCCGCAAUGCUCUUCGAUAAUUUAAACGCUUUUAUGAAAUCAUUCUACGAUUUAGGUGUGAAACCAUCACUUUACAAAUACAUAAAAACACCCACAUAUCGACGCUUCGAAAAAUCGAUGGACUCAAUAUUCGAUAUAACAAGUAGAUUUGUCAAUGAUGCUUUAGUACGCUUGGAACAGAAUCCUUCAAAAGAGGGAGAAGAACGCAGUGUGUUGGAGAAGCUUCUGAAAAUUGAUCGCAAAAUUGCUAUCAUAAUGGCAAUGGAUAUGCUAAUGGCUGGUGUGGAUACGACAUCUUCCGUACUAGCAGCCGUCUUUUUGUGCAUUGCUAAGAAUCCAGAGAAACAGCAAAAGUUACGUGAAGAGCUUUUGAAUGUGCUGCCGCACAAGGAUGACCACUUCACCAUAGAGAACAUGAAAAACUUGCCUUAUCUUCGAGCCUGCAUCAAGGAGGCGUUACGUAUCUACCCACUUGCUUUUGGUAAUAUACGUGAAACCGGCUCUGACUUGGUAUUGGGUGGUUAUCAAGUGCCAAAGGGUACACGUGUUUUUAUGCCUUCCAAUAUGCUAUUAAAUGAAGAACAGUUUUUUCCACGAGCGCAGAAAUUUUUACCCGAACGUUGGUUACGCCAUCCGGAUGAAUCGACGACGACCGAAAGCGAAAAAUUAGUUGCUGAUAAUUUGAACAAAUUUAUUUAUUUGCCAUUUGGUUUCGGACCACGUAGUUGUGUGGGCAAGCGAAUUGUGGAACUGGAGUUGGAAAUGUCAUUAGGCAAUGUGGUGCGACACUUCCAAAUCGAAUUCAAUCACCCAUCGGAUAAGCCUUUUGUAAACCAUUUUCUUAGUACGCCACGCAUUCCAAUGAAAUUUAAGUUUAUUGAUUUGAAUUAUUUUAAAUUUGGUUGCUCCAAGCGCGAACACAUAAGACAAUUGUACUCCGAUAAAAGAUUUUGUUGCAUCUGUGAAUACGGGUAUUCAUUAUUUACGAGAAUUUUGGUUUUGAUAUACGCAUACGUGCACACACACAGAUACAUACGUACAUACAUACAUGCAUAUCAACUGCAAGCGGAACUUUACUUGCCAGCCAACUUGAAAAUGUUAUCCAUUCGAACUACACGCAAUGCCGGCGUCGUACGAGUAAUAGCGUCGAGGUGCACAAACGUACGAAAACAACAACAGCAAAUACCACGAAUGCAAGUUGCGUUGCAAUCGACUGCUGUCAAUGUCAAGACUCAUAAUAUAGACAGCAAAUCAUUCGUGGAUUCUUUGGAUGCUGAAUGGCAACAGGCGCUACCCUACAAAGCCAUACCAGGUCUCACCAAAUACCAAAUGGUGCGUGGCUUUAUGAAAGGCGGCGACUUUGCUAAUAUGUCGCUGAAUGAUAUGCUCCUAAAAUGUCGCGAACGUUUCGGUGACACUUUUCGCAUGGCUGGCGUUUUUGGACAGCCAACCACAGUGGUACUUUUUAAUUUAACCGAUUUUCAAAAAAUAUUUCGCACUGAGGGUGUUUGGCCUAUACGACCCGGCGGUGAAGUGGUGAAACAUUAUCGUCUUGAGCGAAAGGACGGGUUUUUUAGUGAAACGGUUGGCCUGGCCGCGCACGGCGAAGAAUGGGGCAAAUUCCGACAUGCUGUGAAUCCCGUUUUAAUGCAACCGAAAAAUGCUAAGCUCUACUUGAAACCCAUGCAAAAGGUUAAUUUGGAGUUUAUACAGAGAAUUCGUGACAUACGUGAUCCACAAACCCUAGAGGUGCCAGACAACUUUGUGAAUGACAUGAAUCGACUCGCCUUCGAGUCAGUCGCAGUGGUGGCUCUGGAUCAUGAAUUUGGUUUGAUUCGCAAGAACCCCGACUCAAAAGAAGCCGGAAUGCUCUUCGAUAAUUUAAACGUUUUUAUGAAAUCAUUCUACGAUUUAGGUGUGAAACCAUCACUUUACAAAUACAUAAAAACACCCACAUAUCGACGCUUCGAAAAAUCGAUGGACUCAAUAUUCGAUAUAACAAGUAGAUUUGUCAAUGAUGCUUUAGCACGCUUGGAACAGAAUCCUUCAAAAGAGGGAGAAGAACGCAGUGUGUUGGAGAAGCUUCUGAAAAUUGAUCGCAAAAUUGCUAUCAUAAUGGCAAUGGAUAUGCUAAUGGCUGCUGUGGAUACGACAUCUUCCGUACUAGCAGCCGUCUUUUUGUGCAUUGCUAAGAAUCCAGAGAAACAGCAAAAGUUACGUGAAGAACUUUUGAAUGUGCUGCCACACAAGGAUGACCACUUCACCAUGGAGAACAUGAAAAAUUUGCCUUAUCUGCGUGCCUGCAUCAAGGAGGCGCUACGUAUCUACCCACUUGCUUUUGGUAAUUUACGUGAAACCGGCGCUGACUUGGUAUUGGGUGGUUAUCAAGUGCCAAAGGGUACACGUGUUUUUAUGACUUCCAUUAUGCUAUUAAAUGAAGAACAGUUUUUUCCACGAGCACAUGAAUUUUUACCCGAACGUUGGUUACGCCAUCCGGAUGAAUCAACGACAACCGAAAGCGAAAAAUUAGUUGCUGAAAAUUUGAACAAAUUUAUUUAUUUGCCAUUUGGUUUCGGACCACGUAGUUGUGCGGGCAAACGAAUUGUGGAACUGGAGUUGGAAAUGUCAUUAGGCAAUGUGGUGCGACACUUCCAAAUCGAAUUCAAUCACCCAUCGGAUAAGCCUUUUGUAAACCAUUUUCUUAGUACGCCACGCAUUCCACUGAAAUUUAAGUUUAUUGAUUUGAAUUAUUGAGAGAUUUACUUGUAUAGUAUGUAUGUAUAAGAUUAUGUGUAUGUAGUUAACUGAUUGA
This is a messenger RNA of Anastrepha obliqua, 3765 nucleotides long. RefSeq lists its product as uncharacterized. The coding region runs from base 189 to 3707 and encodes 1172 amino acids. The record is from RefSeq and is a predicted model, not a curated record. Lineage: Eukaryota; Metazoa; Arthropoda; Insecta; Diptera; Tephritidae. Gene Ontology annotation, molecular function: monooxygenase activity; heme binding; oxidoreductase activity, acting on paired donors, with incorporation or reduction of molecular oxygen. The transcript is spliced from 12 exons.